AUGCGUACUGUCGCCCACGCUUACAACCAUGUCUCCCGCCCCAUCUCCCUCUCAGAGUUUAGGGACGCGGUUGAGGCAACAUGCCGUCCGCGGUUUCCCAUGGCCCGCUCGGCGCGGCCCCAGCGUAUAGGUGUUGGUGGUGUCGAUUCCAUGGCCAUGGCUUUCCUCGUCUCUAAGCUGCUCCGGACAUUUCGAGGAACCAAAAUUGCCGACAAUCCAGCAUAUGGAGCCAUGGCCUCCGUCAUCGACCAUCAAUUGCGCGACGGGAGUGGCAAUGAAGCGGCCCAGGUCGCUAGGGAACUGCGCAAGCUCGACCUCAAAGCUGCCGUUACGCCUCUAGGCUGGAAGGCUGAACGGAGUAAGGGUCUCAACCCAAGCGAACUUCCGAACCUCGAAGGGCUCGCCCGAACCUACCGAUACCGCGCUCUUGGCAACAUUUGCCACUUCAUGGGUGCCACGAGCUUGUUCUUCGCUCACCACCGCGACGACCAAUACGAGACGGUUCUGAUGCGCCUACUGGGAGGUCAUGGAUAUCGAGGUCUGCAGGGUAUUAGGGAGGCCAACUCGAUCCCCGAGUGCUACAAUAUGCAUGGCGUCUACAAGAGCGGCCUGAUUGACGACCAGCUCAAGGCGAACCCAGCACUGAGCUUCCGACCCGCCGUCCGCGAACUGAAGCGCCUUCGAAACAUCUUUAGAGAUGAGAAGUUGACUGAGCCCUGGAGUGAUUUACGGUCACAAUUCCCUCUCUUGGACCUUGCUGGCGGAUAUCCAGAGUAUGGCACCGUCGAGAAAACUCUUGAUGGGCCAUACCUCAACCCCUUGGAUACUGAGGAUGGCGGGGUCAUGAUCUACCGCCCCCUCCUGGAAUUUGAUAAGGCUAGGCUCAUUGCAACAUGUGAGGCAAACAAUGUCACAUGGUUCGAGGACCAUACGAAUCUGGACCCCACCCUUACGACCCGCAAUGCCAUCCGAUAUCUGGUUCGGAAUCACCAACUUCCAAAAGCCCUUGAGAAACCAUCCAUCAUAGCCUUGGCCAAGAGAUCCAAGCGGAGGACCAAGUAUGAAGAAGCAGAGGCCCAUCGCUAUCUUGUUCGAGAAGCCAUCGUCAAAGAGUUUGACCCAAACGUCGGAACAUUGCUCAUCGAGAUCCCAACCACGCGAGCUGCCACGAGACGUAGCAAGAGGCACUCGGUGAACUCAAACAAUGAGGUUCGAAAGGAACACCGCAAACUGAUCAUGUCGAUUGCGGUUCGGAAGUUGAUGGAUUUUGUCACACCCGAGUUCCAUCUUCCACCUCUGCCCAACCUUGAGAAUGUAGUUCAUCGGCUGUAUCCCCAUCUCGCACCUAAACUAGACCCAUCUCCUCCCAAGACCUUUGCCAUGGCUGGCAUCCUCUUUGAACCGCUGGUAACAGCGAGAUCAGUCAAGUGGUUCCUGACGCGAGCCCCAUACACAUCCAAUCAGCCCCUGCCGGUGGCUACGCUCCACGGCUCGCUUGAUCACCGGCUGCGUCCUACCAAAGAGGAGAUGACCGAACGAGGGGAGUCGCCCCACCAAUCUCGCCCAUUGGCAUGGAAGAAGGCAAAGAUGUUUGACGGUCGCUUUUGGAUCCGGAUUGGCUACAAUACCCGAAGUAGAUUCCGAGUCCAACCCUUCCGACCCGAAGAUGGCAAAGUAUUCCGCAAGACACUCUCGCCAUCGAGGCGCGCGAAGCUUGAGCGGCUGCUUAAGCACUAUGCACCCGGCAAAGUACGAUACACGUUGCCUGCAUUGUACGGUGUGGAAAGAGAGAGAGAUCACUACUCGCAGCAUGUCACGCAGACCGUCACCCUACUGGCGCUGCCGACGUUGGGCAUCCAUAUCCCGGGCCUCGAGCGUUGGGUACGAUAUGAGGCGCGGUACAAGAAGGUCGAUACAACCCUACUCGGCCAUGAACCGCGGCGUAAGAAUGGACACGUGGGACGGCAUCGGCCGCUGUACGGCGCCAUGCGGCAACAGAAGCGAAGGAGGAUGUAUAAAUAUCGCGAGCGUAGAUGA
Molecule: messenger RNA, 2037 nt
Organism: Ilyonectria robusta
Lineage: Eukaryota; Fungi; Ascomycota; Sordariomycetes; Hypocreales; Nectriaceae
Exons: 2
Coding region: 1-2037 (678 amino acids)
Biological process (GO): tRNA processing
Molecular function (GO): ligase activity, forming carbon-nitrogen bonds; ATP binding
Source: RefSeq, a predicted model, not a curated record